AUGUUAGGACCCACCAAAUGGAGACUCCUAACGAUCGUAGCCGGUAUACUGCUGGCACACGCGAUCGAGUCACCGACGAGCAAGAGCAACAAGCUGAACGCACAGGUGCGCUCCUUCACCAACCCUGAGCUGGGGCUACGCAUCGAGCAGCUUAGUCCGUGGAGUACAGCGGGCCGGAAUCUACCACCGGCUCGAAACCUGCUCGUGCCACAUCAGCUGUUCUCGCGAGUCGACACCAUCCGGUACAUUGACAGCCGGACGCCGAAUAGUCGCCAUCUGCAGAGCACGUUCGGGGCGUUCCGUGUUGCGGAUGAUUUGCAGCCCCUGGCUGGAUCCUCGGAUCCGGGUGUGCAACGGCGUCGCUCGAAAGCGUUCCAGAUGCGCCGCUCGGAUGAAGGUGUUCCAGUGGAGCAAUCUCCAGCGGCUACAUCCGUGCUGCCAUCACCGGAGCAAGAUCAGCAGGUGUAUCAGAACGUGAGCACGCGUGAACAGCGUCAGCACCGGUAUAAGCUCAUCCCGAUCAGCUACUUCUAUCGGGAGCAGGAAUCACCGGCCAUCCCAGCGAUGCUGAAGCCUGUCGGUCCGAGUCGUCCACCCAAGGAACCGGACACUGACGAACCGGAACUGGAAUCAUCUGCCGUGGAUGCGCCAGAGUACGCACGAUCAGACACGCCCGUCAUUGGAGCACGUCGAUCGGGCAUUCAGUUCCCAGGACCUCUGAAAGCGGCCACAGGAUUCACGCCGCAAGGCUACAGCGAGGAGAGUCUCUCGCUCGGUGACAAUCUCGGUUUGUUCCAGCAGCCCGUCAGCACGGCCGAUGAGUAUGGGUCUGUGGAUGGCUCGGAACAAGCCGCUGGCCACGACGAGCAAGGAUUUUCCCGUAGCCUGUACGCUAACCGAUACUUCCGGGACUUUGGAAGGCCACCUGUGGAACCAGCGCUACCCCGACCCGGUCGAUUGAUCGAAUUUCCGGGUGGCGUAAAUGUAAAGCAACCCUUCCGCGAUGACGUGACGAAGUUUGGGGACGUUUCUGGACCAGUGACGGCCAUUCAGCGGCCCUUUGGCGAGUAUGCGGAUGCGGCGACGAAGAAUUUCCGCACGUUCGACCCAACGUACUACACCGACAGCCCGUACCAGCAGGCUGCCAAUCGGCCACCCUAUUUUCCGGCCAAACUGUACACCGAACCAAACCAGAAGGUCUACCAACCGCUGUGGAAAACUCGAUCGCCACGUGUCGUUUUCCCGCAGGGUGAUCUAUCCGGCCCGUCUGGAUUUGGUGUGGACAACGUCGUCUUCCGGGAUCAGAACUUUGGCUUGAACGAGCUGGCCGCCAUUCAGGACGUGCGGAACGAGUUUAACCAGGACGAUAUCAACGAUGAGCCGGCAACGACCAGCAAAGAUCGUGUCGGUGGUGACGGUGGUGGCAAGCGUGGUGUGCGGAGCGAACUCCAGUGCCAGCACGAGGGCGGCACGUGCGAGUUUUUCCUGCUCUGCUGGAUGUCGGGCGGGCUGCUGCAGGGCACGUGCGGUGGAAUGCUGAAGGGCUGCUGCCAUCGGACGGCUAAAUCGGCCAACAUCGGCAUCGACGCGAGCACGGCCGUUGACCUGACGAAUGUGCCCGCCCUCGAGUACGGUCCCGUUCAGAAUGACCCCAGUUGCGGAAUAUCGUUGGCGAAGCAAACGGCCCAGCGGCGGAUCGUCGGUGGAGAUGACGCUGGCUUCGGUUCCUUCCCCUGGCAGGCGUACAUCCGGAUAGGUUCCUCUAGGUCUAUGCUUUCCAGAUGCGGGGGUUCGCUGAUUUCGCGGCGCCACGUGGUAACCGCCGGCCAUUGCGUUGCGCGGGCGACCCCACGGCAGGUGCACGUGACCCUCGGUGACUACGUGAUUAACUCGGCUGUUGAGCCACUGCCAGCCUACACCUUCGGCGUGCGGACGAUCAACGUGCAUCCGUACUUCAAGUUCACCCCACAGGCGGAUCGGUUCGAUGUGGCCGUGCUGACGCUCGAGCGGACGGUUCACUUUAUGCCACAUAUCGCCCCCAUCUGCCUGCCGGAGAAAAACGAGGACUUCCUCGGAAAGUUCGGCUGGGCGGCCGGUUGGGGCGCACUCAACCCUGGCUCGCGGCUAAGGCCCAAAACGCUGCAGGCAGUUGACGUCCCGGUGCUAGAUAAUCGGGUCUGCGAACGGUGGCACCGGUCGAACGGCAUUAACGUAGUCAUCUACCCGGAGAUGCUGUGCGCCGGUUACCGAGGCGGUGGCAAGGACUCCUGCCAGGGCGACUCGGGUGGUCCGCUGAUGCACGAGAAGAGCGGCCGAUGGUACCUGAUCGGCAUCGUGUCGGCGGGCUACUCCUGCGCCACCAGAGGCCAACCGGGCAUCUACCAUCGGGUCGCCAACACGGUCGAUUGGAUAUCGCACAUCACGCAAAUCUCCACGUAA
Messenger RNA from Anopheles nili, 2439 nucleotides. RefSeq lists its product as uncharacterized. Bases 1 to 2439 code for a protein of 812 amino acids. The record is from RefSeq and is a predicted model, not a curated record. The transcript has 8 exons. Gene Ontology annotation, molecular function: serine-type endopeptidase activity. NCBI's taxonomy places the organism in Eukaryota, Metazoa, Arthropoda, Insecta, Diptera, Culicidae. Gene Ontology annotation, biological process: proteolysis.